GAGGAGCGGCAGCGGCAGCGGCCGGGGAGGGUGGAGGAGCGGUUUCGUCCGCCUCGGGGGGGUGCCUCUUCUCAUUUGAUUUGUCUCCGUUGGAAGAAAGCCCAGAGAAUAAUCUUAUCCCGCUUUAAACUUCCGCGCCUCGCAUCCCACCCGCUGGGGUGGGCGAGCCGGUGCUGCUGCUGCCGGCGCUGCUGAGCUGGGGUCGGCUGGAAGAUGACCGAGUACAAGCUGGUGGUGGUGGGAGCUGGUGGUGUAGGCAAGAGUGCCCUGACCAUACAGCUCAUCCAGAACCACUUUGUGGAUGAGUACGACCCCACAAUAGAGGACUCGUACCGCAAGCAGGUGGUGAUCGAUGGGGAGACCUGCCUGCUGGACAUCCUGGACACGGCGGGGCAGGAGGAGUACAGUGCCAUGCGCGACCAGUACAUGCGCACCGGCGAGGGCUUCCUCUGCGUCUUCGCCAUCAACAACACCAAGUCCUUCGAGGACAUUCACCAGUACAGGGAGCAGAUCAAGAGGGUGAAAGACUCAGAUGAUGUUCCCAUGGUCUUGGUGGGAAACAAAUGUGACCUUCCAGCUCGGACGGUGGAGACGCGGCAAGCACAGGACCUGGCUCGCAGCUAUGGCAUCCCCUACAUAGAGACCUCUGCCAAAACCAGACAGGGAGUGGAAGAUGCCUUCUACACCCUGGUGCGAGAGAUCCGGCAGCACAAGCUGCGCAAGCUCAACCCCCCGGACGAGAGCGGCCCCGGCUGCAUGAACUGCAAGUGUGUGGUGUCCUGAGGCUGGCUGAGCCCUGUCUUGGAGAGGUUCCUGCUGUGCAGAGCGCAAGGAGAGAGAGGCGAAGCGAAGGAAGCAGCGGAACGGAUGCAGGGGAGGAGGAGUACAGGGGGAGGGGAAAAGGAAGAGGAGGAAGAGGAUGGGGCUGGGGAGCAUGAGCCCCUCCAAGGACUCUCUCACACUUCACCCAGGCCUGCAGCAAGUGACUUUUUUUUCCUGUCUUUUGUUAUUUUCUCCUCUGCCCCCCCCCAAAUCCCUUCCUCUUUUGGUCUCCUCCCGCCCCUGGCAGCUGUACAAAGCCACAGAUUGACUCACAGUAAAUUAUUAUUUGAUGGUCUCAACAGAA
Molecule: messenger RNA, 1126 nt
Organism: Pogoniulus pusillus (Red-fronted tinkerbird)
Lineage: Eukaryota; Metazoa; Chordata; Aves; Piciformes; Lybiidae
Gene: HRAS
Product: HRas proto-oncogene, GTPase
Exons: 6
Coding region: 214-783 (189 amino acids)
Biological process (GO): Ras protein signal transduction
Cellular component (GO): plasma membrane
Molecular function (GO): GTPase activity; GTP binding; GDP binding
Source: RefSeq, a predicted model, not a curated record